AUGGCCAAAGCUUCCAAAGCCACAAAGAAGUUUCAGAAUAAGCACUUGAAGCAUACUCUUGAUCACCGUAAGGAGGUUCAGAAGCACAAGAAGAAACUUGCUCUUCGGAAAAAGUCUAAGGGCCCAUCUGAAGAGAAUGCUCAGCCAAAGGAAAAGAAGGCUACCAAGGCAGUCUUUGAUGACAUGUCUGUAGAGGACUUCUUUGAGGGUGGAUUCGAGGUUCCUAAGCCAAAGAAGGGCACCGUUGCUGCUGAAGAAUCUGAGGAUGAAGAAGAGGAAGGUAACUCUGACGAAUCUGCAAGCGAAGAUGAAGAGCAGGAAGAGAACGAUAUCGAUGAAGACGCGGAGUCUUCCGAAGAGGAAGAUGUUGAGCAGAUGCAGAAGGAUUUGGAGGCAUUGGAAGGUAAAGAUCCUGAAUUCUAUAAUUACUUGAAGAAUAACGACAAGGACCUCUUAGACUUCGAGGCCGUCAAUCCUUUGGAUGCCAUUAGUGAUGAUGAAGAUGACGCUGAGGAUGAGGAGGAUGAAGGAGAUGAAUCAAUCCUUGAUGCAUCCACUAAAAAGACCAAGCUGAAACAAGAGAUCACUAAGUCACUUGUGGCCAAUUGGAACAAACAGUUGAAAAAGCCAUCUAUUAAGUUGCUUCAGAACAUCGUGUCGGCUUUCAAAACGGCAAUCUACAUCACUCGUGCCGACGAAAAUGACACUAAGUAUACUAUCUCAGACCCUUCUGUCUUCUCCGACUUAAUGUUUGUUGGGUUGCAGCGUAUUCCUGAGGCCAUUCAAAUCUUGAGUCCUUAUAAGGUCAACCUGAAAGGUAUAAGAUCUGUUGAUGACAAGAAUGUCAACGCUGGUAAAGUGACACGUAUCUUGAAGAGUCAGGCCGGUGCAUAUAUCACUCUAUUGCAAGAUAUCACCAACACUGAGACAGCUGCCUUGGUUUUGGCAUCUCUUCAGGAAGUUCUUCCAUUUUACAUUUCUCAAAGAAAGAUCCUUAAAGAGAUCUUCUCCUCCGUGGUUGAUGUGUGGGCCAUGACCUCUCAGGUCGAAACUCAGAUUGCAACCUACGCAUUCAUGAAUAAUGCUGCUAGAGAAUAUCCAAAGUCCACAUUGGAAAUCAUCUUGAAACAGACUUACUCGACAUUCUUGAAGAACUGCCGUAAAACAAAUCCACAUACCUUGGAUUUGAUCAACUUCUCCAAGAACUCUGCAGCUGAGUUGUUUGGCAUAGACGAACAGUUGUCCUACCAAGUUGGAUUCGAGUAUGUACGUCAAUUGGCUAUCCACUUGCGUAAUACCAUUACCAACACGAGUAACUCUUCCGAGAGUCUGGGUAAGGAUGCAUACAGAUCCAUCUACAACUGGCAAUUCUGCCAUUCCUUGGACUUCUGGUCCAGAGUUUUAGCUGAUCAUUGCAACCCAGAGAAGGAGUUAGUUAAUCAUAAAAACCAGGAGUCUCCAUUGAGAUCAUUGAUCUAUCCUUUGGUCCAGGUUACUUUGGGUACCAUGAGACUCAUCCCAACACCUCAAUUUUUCCCAUUGCGUUUCUAUUUGAUCAGAUCUUUGAUCAGGUUAUCUCAAGGAACUGGUGUUUACAUUCCAAUCUACCCACUUAUUUCCGAAAUCUUGACUUCCACUGCUUUCACCAAGCCAGGAAAGAAUGUCAAGUUGGAAGGUGUUGACUUCGAUUAUAUCAUCAAGAUGAACCAGCAAUAUUUGGGAACUAAGGCUUACCAGGACGGUUUAUGUGAGCAAUUCCUUGAGUUGACAAGCGAAUUUUUUGUCUUAUACAGCAAGAGCGUUGCAUUCCCUGAGCUUGCAACCCCUGCUGUGUUGUCCCUUAGACGUUUCAUGAAGAAGUCAAAGAACAUUAGAUUCAACAAACAGUUGCAACAGUUGGUCGAAAAGUUGAACGCUACCGCUGCUUACAUCACCACUAAGAGAUCGAAUAUCGAAUACGGUCCUUCAAAUAAGGCUGAAGUGAAGAAUUUCCUCAAGGACGUGUCCUGGGAGUCGACCCCAUUGGGUCAAUAUGUGGUUGUGCAAAGAAAGGCUAAGGAAGAGAGAGUGAAACUCUUGAAGGAAGCAAUUGCAGAGGAAGAGAGGGCCAAAAACAGCAGCAAGGAUGCCGAUGUUGAUGAUUUUAUUGGCGAUGAACAGGAUGAUGAGGAUGACGACAUGGAGGAUGACGAGUAA
Messenger RNA from Sungouiella intermedia, 2196 nucleotides. The record is from the annotation of a GenBank genome assembly. Lineage: Eukaryota; Fungi; Ascomycota; Pichiomycetes; Serinales; Metschnikowiaceae.